Messenger RNA from Epinephelus fuscoguttatus (brown-marbled grouper), 1182 nucleotides. It is a transcript of the gene atp6v1c2, whose product is annotated as ATPase H+ transporting V1 subunit C2. Gene Ontology annotation, molecular function: proton-transporting ATPase activity, rotational mechanism. Lineage: Eukaryota; Metazoa; Chordata; Actinopteri; Perciformes; Serranidae. The record is from RefSeq and is a predicted model, not a curated record. The coding region runs from base 40 to 1182 and encodes 380 amino acids. Gene Ontology annotation, biological process: proton transmembrane transport. Gene Ontology annotation, cellular component: lysosomal membrane; vacuolar proton-transporting V-type ATPase, V1 domain. The transcript is spliced from 12 exons.
GAUUUUGACUGGAGGUCUCUAUGUGAAGCACUGGGAGUCAUGGCAGACUUGUGGUUGAUUUCUGUCCCUCUGGACAGCACCAGCUUAACCAGUGUAGCAAAACUCAAGCGCAUCAUUGCCAAAACCAACCUGGCCUCCUGCUGCAAGUUCUCCAUUCCAGAUCUCAAGGUGGGAAUACUGGACAGUCUGCUCAGCGUGUCAGAUGAUCUCUCCAAACUCGACACACUAACUGAAAGUGUGAUUAAAAAAACACAUCAGUGUAUGAGGGAGGUGAUGGAGCCGUCCAGUGACAAAAUGCCGGAAAACGCCUUAGCCAACGGAGUGGACCUGAUGAGCUACAUAACCAAGUUUCAGUGGGACAAAGCCAAGUAUCCCACAGCUCUGCCACUCUCUAGCCUGGCAGACAUCAUCAGCAAGGAAGUUUCCCAGAUGGAUAUGGAGUUAACGUCCCGAGCUGCGGCGUACAACAGUGUGAAAAUGAGCUUGCAAAGCCUCGAGCACAAAGUAGAUGGGACUCGCAGUCUGCAAACUCGCAAUCUGAAUGACGUAGUGAGGAAGGAAGACCUGGUGGUCUCAGAGUACCUCACCACUCUGCUGGUCGUAGUGAACAGAGGGAGCUACUUGGAGUGGGAAAGGACCUAUGAAUCUUUGUCAGAGUUCGUUGUUCCACGGUCCAGCAGGAAGCUGUUCGAAGAUGGAGAGGGAGGUGUAUUCUCAGUUACACUUUUCAAAAGGGCUGUGUGUGAAUUCAAAGCCAAAGCCAAGGAGAGCAAGUUCACCGUGCGCGAAUACAGCUUUGAUCUGGAGUCGAAGAAGCAGCAGGAGGUGAAGCAGCAGAAUGUUCACAAGAAGGAACAAUAUGGAAUCUUUGUGCGUUGGCUGAAGGUGAAUUUCAGUGGGGUGUUUGUUGCCUGGAUUCAUCUGAAAGCAUUGAGGGUGUUUGUGGAAUCAGUCCUCAGGUAUGGAUUACCGGUGAACUAUCAGGCUCUUGUGUUGCACACGGACAAGAAGCGUUCAAAGAAACUGAGAGGAGAACUCGCCUCGCUGUUCAAACAUCUGGACCCCACUGCCACCACCAGCAAGACAGAUCAGGUCAGCUGUGAGAUCCCAGGACUCUGUCAACAGGAGUACUUCUCCUACGUCUGCUUCCACGUCAACACCAGCGUGCUGGAGGCCAGCUAG